Messenger RNA from Eublepharis macularius, 2521 nucleotides. Its product is annotated as perforin-1-like. Gene Ontology annotation, cellular component: membrane attack complex. Bases 1 to 1773 code for a protein of 590 amino acids. The transcript has 3 exons. The record is from RefSeq and is a predicted model, not a curated record. Lineage: Eukaryota; Metazoa; Chordata; Lepidosauria; Squamata; Eublepharidae. Gene Ontology annotation, biological process: immune response.
AUGAGUUACCUGGGGAUGCUCAACCAAAGGCCCCUCUCUAGGACGCAGGAUCCCAGCAGGGCUGCCAUGUCCAAGCUGCACUUCUUCCUGGCUGCCUCCUUUGGGUUUCUCUCCCUUUUCCAAUUGACAGCCUCCAGCUCUUGCCAAGUGUUCUCCAGUGCUGUCUGCAAUAGGCACACAAACUUUGUGCCGGGGCAUAACUUGAUUGGCGAGGGUGUCGAUAUCACCACACUGAGCAUAAAAGGGGCCUCCGUGGUGGACACCAACCAGUGGGAGCGACCCAACAGGACAUGCACCCUGUGCCAGAACCCACUGAUGGACGGGAAGUUGCAGUGGCUCCCUCUAGCAGCUGUGGAUUGGAGCGCACGUCGCAUUUGUCACUGGCACAUGGACAGUUCUGUGGAGCGCUCAGAGUGGGAUGUGGCAAACACGCUAGCCACAGAGGUGAAGAACAACUGGAAGAUACACUUGGAGUUGCCUGAGGCGCCACAGGUGGCACUCGCUGGAUCUCAGUCCCAGAUGACCAUUCAGGCAUACAAAUACUCCCAGAGGAGCAUGAGAUCUCCUGUGAGCGUUACCAGUGAGUAUGAGUUCUACUGUGGCACCCACAGACCCACAUGUGGGACUAAGCAGCAUGGCCAAAGAGAGGGUAUUCUUCUGAGAGUCAGUUCAUUGCAGUUAAGACUCUCACACGAUCCCCCACUGCUGGCCUCUCACUUUACUCGUGACAUACACAACCUCCCAAAGGAGUAUCACCAAGAAGAGUACCAGCAUUUUAUCAACAUCUAUGGUACCCACUACAUCAGCCAGGUUCACCUAGGAGCACGAGUGCGUCACCUGUACUCUGUGCAGAACUGUGCGGCGGCCUUGCAUGGACUUACUGUUUUUGACCUGAAAAACUGCUUGACUUUGGAGGUGUCUCUAGGUCACCUCUGGAUAUUCCAUGGCUUCAGUGCCAAGUGCCUUCAGCGCUGGAAGGACCACAUGAAGGGAAAGGAGGAAGGCACUUUUGUGAAGCGGCACAUGGAGGUGACGGGAGGACAUGAGCCGGAGAAGCUGCUCUUCUCAGAAUCGUUAGAACCGAAGCACUACUUGGAAUGGAUGAAGAGUGCCAAAGAACACCCUGAGGUGGUGUCUUAUUCUCUGAGGCCGCUACACACUUUGCUUAGCCACGGAGACCCAAGGAGGACUGUGCUGAAGAAAGCCACAAGCGACUAUAUAACCAAGAGGGCCUUGACCAGGAGCUGCAGCCAACAGUGCCCGUACAAUGGCUAUCAGAGUUCAAAAGACCACUGCGCAUGUAUGUGCCAUGCCAAUGACCUCCACAACAACAUGUGCUGUGCCAGGGAGCGGGGUAAAGCUCACCUCAAAUUCAAUAUACAAAGAGGAUCCGAUCUUUGGGGUGACCAUUUCUCUGCUGCCGACAGUUACAUCAAAGUGCUCUUCCAAGGCCGAGAAAAGCAGACACGCGUCAUUGCUGGUAAUAAUGAUCCGCAAUGGCAUGAAACCCUGGACUUUGGGACUGUCACAUUGGCCCACCGCAACACCUAUCGGCUGGAGGUCUGGGACAGCGAUGUCUGGCAUGAUGACCUGUUGCAGGCAUUUAGGGGAGAACUGAAGGCAGGUGGCACUUAUGAAUGCAUAGGGCGCCUAACAUAUGGAUACGUCGAGUUUUCGUACACGCUGGAGUGUGCUCCAACUCUGGGGGGGGGGGCCACCUGUCAGACUUAUAUGCCCCUAAAGCAGCCAGCUACCAAUUCCAAAAAAUACUAGCCCCAGGUUUAACUGCCCAUUGCAUCACCAGAGCAGCCAUGGACAGUCAGGGCAAAGCCAGGAGGCAUUUAAAGGAUUUGGGAGCUAAAAGCCAUGCUCUAGAGGGGGGGAAAAAUCAAGCUCUAAAAUGUUGUGGUUUUUCAGGCCCUGCCAAACCUACUACACCCCCCUCAUAGAACUAAACGUAGAAAAAGAAGAGGCUAUUUCAGGUGAUACCCAUAUAGUUAGACAAAUACAGAAGAGGCCAGCAGCUGAGGGUUUGUCCUCUGGUGCUCACACACUUGCGCAUACACUUACACAUGUACACAAAUCAUUCAGAUUCAUAGAAGCUGAUACAAGGUUUUGUUAUAGUGUUAUAACAAUAUUCAGUUGCUGAUUUUUUAAAAAAAGAUAAUCUGCAAAAGUCCCAAUAGCAUAAGGAAGUGCAGCCAGGGGACUGCAGGAACGCAUGCCGUGUGGAAGCCCUUUGGCUGUAUGUAUAGCCAAAGCAGAAAAAGGGAAACCACACAAGCUGGCGCGGAGGAGAAACCCUCCUAGCCCAUCAAAUCGCACCUUCUUGCUUCAGUCACAAUACAUCAAUACAAAAUGCAUAUCUGCUACAACAAGAAAGCCCUUUUCAGGUGUGGCCCCCUAGGAAGCGAAAGCAACCUCCCUCUUGACUUGAGGGACUUUUGGAAGAGGCAUAUAAACAUUUUUUUGAGGGGUGGGACUUUCACCUAGAGGGAUGUUUCUGUCUCUGUGAUGUCUU